This is a messenger RNA of Choloepus didactylus (southern two-toed sloth), 2713 nucleotides long. It is a transcript of the gene HASPIN, whose product is annotated as histone H3 associated protein kinase. Gene Ontology annotation, biological process: protein phosphorylation; intracellular signal transduction; mitotic cell cycle. Gene Ontology annotation, cellular component: nucleus; cytoplasm. Bases 1 to 2373 code for a protein of 790 amino acids. Lineage: Eukaryota; Metazoa; Chordata; Mammalia; Pilosa; Megalonychidae. Gene Ontology annotation, molecular function: ATP binding; histone H3T3 kinase activity. The transcript has a single exon. The record is from RefSeq and is a predicted model, not a curated record.
AUGGCGACCUCGCUCCGGCGGUCCGGGAAUCGGCCCUUCCGAACGUACGGGGCUGCUGGUGGCUGGGGGCCGCGGCAGCGGCCGGGGCGGGCAGCCGCGCAGUGGUUCCCACCGCAAGACCGGAAGCGUUUCUUCAGCAGCAGCAGCAGCAGCGACGGCAGCGGCCGCGGCCACUCGCAGUCUGUCGCUUCCGAUGAUCCUGACGAUCCCGACUUCCCCGGCAGCCCAGUCGGUCAACAGCAGAGGCGCCCCGGCGGCCGAAUCUCCAAGGACCGGCAGAGCCUGAUCGUGACCCCAAUUCGCCUGAGGCUGCGAGCUCGGCCCCCUCAAAAGUGCAGUACCCCCUGCGGCCCGCUUCAGCCGCCGUUCUUCCCCAACAGCAAGUCGGGCCGCCUCAGUCCGGACCUCAGUGUGUGCAACCAGUCCAAAGACCGCGACGAGCUGGGCACCAGUGCCUCCCUAUUCAGCGCUCCGGCCACUCCUCGCAGCUCCGGACCUGGGUUCCCAGCGCCUGGGGACAGUGUCAUCUGUGCCGGACCCUCCCCCACUCUAGAUGCAGCCUCUGAAGUUCCGAGAGGCUUCGACUUUCCGCCAGUGGACUUGGACCGAGCUUCUGGAGAAGGCAAGUUCACCAGUGCUGCCUACCAAACCCGUGCCACCCGCAGGUCAGCUCUUUUCAGUCUGAUGAACUCAGGAAAUCCUGAAGAUUCUGAGUUUAGGGGAGAUGGGAAGAAUAUGAGGGAUUCCUGCUGUAAAAGAAAACUGGUGGGAGACAGGCUGGAGGGCCCGGGUUUGUCAAGUACAGGUAAGAGAAGGGCCACAGACCAGGACUCUUGUCAAGAGAAUGGGUCUCAACGGACUGUCCAGAUAGAAUACGAGGAGGCCAAUGGUUGCAAGGGCUGUAUAAUACCUGGGAAAAUCAACAGGACUGAAAGGACUAGGCCACGCCGGAAAAUCAACAGGCCUGAAAGAACUGGGCCAUGUCGGAAGAUAAAACAUGAGGAGGCAAUGGGAACCUCCCCCCUCCAUCACCACCAGUUUAAAAAGAGCCAAAAGGUGGAAAAAGAUUCAUCCCUCUCCCUAGACCUGAGUCAUUUACAGGAUGCCUGUUCUUGGACUAAAACCAGGCUGUCCCUCAAUUUCCACAAGAAGAAGACUGUGACUGCUGCGUCAGAGAUAUGCAGCGGCUAUGACCAUGCCAAUUCUCCCUCUGGGUCCUUUAUAUCAGAAUAUUCAAACCUUCCUGUCAUGAACAGAACAAAUAGUGCUCUGUCCUCUUGGCACUCCUCUUCCUUAUUUUUGCUAAGCCCCUUAUUAAGGACUCUACAUAUUGCAGAUAAAAAGGCAUCUGAUGCUGAAAAGGUUUAUGGGGAAUGCAGUCAGAAAGGUCCUGUUCCCUUUAGCGACUGCCUUUCUAGAGAAAAACUGGAAUGCUGUGAGAAGAUUGGGGAAGGGGUGUUUGGUGAAGUGUUCCAGACAGUUGCUAAUCACAAGCCUGUAGCCCUAAAAAUCAUUGCUAUUGAAGGACCGGAUUUAGUCAAUGGAGCCCAUCAAAAGACCUUUGAGGAAAUCCUGCCAGAGAUCAUCAUCUCCAAAGAGUUGAGCCUCUUGUCUGAUGAGGCAUGCAACCGUACAGAAGGCUUUAUUGGGCUGAACUCGGUGCACUGUGUCCAAGGGUCUUACCCUUCCUUGCUCCUCAGAGCCUGGGAUUGCUAUAACUCAACCAGAGGAUCUGCAAAUGACCGGCCCGACUUUUUUGAAAAAGACCAGCUCUUCAUUGUGCUCGAAUUUGAGUUUGGAGGGACUGACUUAGAGCGAAUGAAAACAAGGUUGCCCUCUAUCGCUGCUGGAAAGAGCAUUCUACACCAGAUCACUGCAUCCCUCGCAGUAGCAGAGGCAUCACUGCGCUUUGAGCACCGAGACUUACACUGGGGGAACAUACUCUUAAAGAAAACCAACCUCAAAGAGCUCCACUACACCCUCAAUGGGAAGACAAGCACUAUCCCCACCCAUGGGCUACAUGUCAGCAUCAUCGACUAUACCCUGUCACGCUUGGAGCGGGAUGGGAUUGUGGUUUUCUGUGACAUUUCCAUGGAUGAGGACCUCUUCACAGGUAAAGGUGACUACCAGUUUGAGAUCUACAGGCUAAUGAGGAAGGAGAACAACAACUGCUGGGGUGAAUACCACCCUUAUAAUAAUGUGCUGUGGCUGCAUUACCUCACAGAUAAGAUUCUGACACAAGUGGUCUUCAAGAAAAAACCUAACACUUCUGCCAUGAAGCAAAUAAAGAAAAAGAUCCAGCAUUUCCAUAAGACAAUGCUGAACUUCCGUUCUGCCACUGAGCUGCUCUGCCAACACAGUUUAUUUAAGUAAGUGAAAUGUGCCUUACUGCCCCAAACUAAGAAGGCACUGAUCUUGAAGCCCCUGAUGCUGUUCUCAGUCUCUAUCCCCAGAAUAGGAGCAGGAUGGAAUUUCCAUUCUUACAUGUUCUCAAUCAGCUUUUCAAACAAGAAUUUUGUUUCCAAGUGGUACUGCCAAAACGUUUAAGUUUGCUGUUAACAAAUGUUCUUAAAAAAUAAAGGAGACAUGAGAACAAGUAUUUACAACUGAUAAGUCCUCUUUCUAGCUGUCAGCAGAGGCCAUCUGUAAAUUCCUUUCCUUAAUUUCAUUUUUGAGCCUUGACACUUUAUAUAGCCUGGGCAAAAAAAAUCAG